GUCCGCGCCUCUAGCGCGCCCCUCUGGCCCCGGGCCUGGCCCCGCGCACGCGUGGGAAAGUUGGCCUGGAACCGGCCAGACCAGUUCCGCCUGGGCGCGCGGACCGGCCGCAGGAAGUUGCUGCAAAACUUUUUUUGGGGGUGCAGCCGGUGCCCCCCGCGCGCCUCGGCCGGAUGCUCGCCGGGUAGGGUCCCCCGGGCGGAGAGGGGUGCCCGGAGGGAGGAUCGCGGAGGGGGCGCCCCGGCCCCGCUGCCCUGGGGCUAUGGCCAUGGUGACCGGCGGCUGGGGCGGCCCCGGCGGCGGCGGCGAUACGAACGGCGUGGACAAGGCGGGUGGCUACCCACGCGCGGCCGAGGAGGACUCGGCCUCACCCUCGGGCGCCGCCAGCGACGCUGAGCCGGGCGACGAGGAGCGACCUGGGCUGCAGGUGGACUGCGUGGUGUGCGGGGACAAGUCGAGUGGCAAGCACUACGGCGUCUUCACCUGUGAGGGCUGCAAGAGCUUCUUCAAGCGGAGCAUCCGCCGCAACCUCAGCUACACCUGUCGGUCCAACCGUGACUGCCAGAUCGACCAGCAUCACCGGAACCAGUGCCAAUACUGCCGUCUCAAGAAGUGCUUCCGGGUGGGCAUGAGGAAGGAGGCGGUGCAGCGAGGCCGCAUCCCGCACUCACUGCCUGGAGCUGUGGCUGCUUCCUCCGGCAGCCCCCCUGGCACGGCACUGGCGGCAGCGGCAGGAGGAGACCUUUUUCCCGGGCAGCCAGUGUCGGAGCUGAUCGCGCAGCUGCUGCGUGCGGAGCCCUACCCUGCAGCUGCUGGGCGUUUCGGCGCGGGCGCAACGGGCGCAGUUCUGGGCAUCGACAACGUGUGCGAACUGGCGGCGCGACUGCUCUUCAGCACCGUGGAGUGGGCUCGCCAUGCUCCCUUCUUUCCCGACCUGCCUGUGGCUGACCAGGUGGCGCUGCUGCGCCUCAGCUGGAGCGAGCUCUUCGUGCUGAACGCGGCGCAGGCAGCUCUGCCCCUGCACACGGCGCCACUGCUGGCAGCUGCUGGGCUGCAUGCAGCGCCCAUGGCAGCUGAGCGAGCCGUGGCCUUCAUGGACCAGGUCCGCGCCUUCCAGGAGCAGGUGGACAAGCUGGGCCGCCUGCAGGUGGACUCUGCUGAGUAUGGCUGCCUCAAGGCCAUCGCACUCUUCACGCCUGAUGCUUGCGGCCUUUCAGACCCAGCGCAUGUGGAGAGUCUGCAGGAGAAGGCACAGGUGGCACUCACCGAGUAUGUGCGGGCCCAGUACCCAUCUCAGCCCCAGCGCUUUGGGCGCCUGCUGCUGCGGCUGCCAGCCCUGCGAGCUGUGCCUGCCUCCCUCAUCUCCCAGCUGUUCUUCAUGCGCCUGGUUGGCAAGACACCCAUUGAGACGCUGAUCCGAGACAUGCUGCUGUCGGGGAGUACCUUCAACUGGCCCUAUGGUUCAGGCCAGUGACCUCAAAGGACAUAGAUGUUGGGGCCUCCAGAGGGCCUCCCGCAAGCCGAGGACCCCCCCCCCCAGACUCCUAUUUUUUAAAGACUGUGAAAUGUUUGUCUUUUCUGUUUUUUAAAUGAUCAUGAAACCAAAAAGACUGAUUGUCCAGGCUGCAGCUGAGUCCUCCCUAGAACCUCUGGUUGAGAUGGGGGACAGGAAUGGAGAGUCCAAUCCCAGACAUCCUUGUCCCUCAGUGCCCCAAGCAUGAACUCUUGGGAUGGUGGUGUUGGCUUCCCUGACUUGAUGAACAAAGUAAGUCCUGGCAUCUGGACUGAGGGGGAGCCACAGCUGGGCAGCCAGGCAGGCUAAGCGUGUGCCACACUGAUCACCUGGACAUGUAAUCCACGUUGGACACUACAUGAUGAACGAAUCAAGGCCAAUAAUAAAAAUGUUUCCUAUCUGCACAGCCUCCCUUGUUAUCUUCUUGAGGGCUGGAUGAAAGUGAGGGCACCCUACCAUUGGUACUCAUUCCCAGAACUUUGGAAUACCCACAACCUACCAACAGUCCUACAUGCUGUUUUUGUUGGAUAGUUUGAUGUGGAGAUGGGACUGGGGGCAAGGUGGGGGCCUCAAGUCAGCCAGAGAGUCCACAGGAGUUGAGAUCAGUAGAUGGCUUAUAGUCAAGGCUCUGGUCUACGAGAGUAUGCCUCGUAGAUUCACACAUAUUCUGUAUUAAACUGUUCUCUUUAGUCAGCCCUGAAUCAUGGUACCUGUGCCCUAUUAUCUUUGGAAGAAACAAAUGGGGCUAGCUCUGCCUCAUGAUCUCAGUCUAGACAGAGCUUUCCAUUCCCUUGGCCACAGAUAUUAGGCAUAUGGUCUAGAUAUCAUCAAUGAGCUUGAUGGCAGUAUCUGGAACCAGAAGGAUAUAAUCAAUGCAAAGCAAAACAGCCUCAAGAGAAAGACCAAUUUUCCAGGAUGCCAUCAGAGCCCCUGGAUCAAGCCAUACCUGAAAUCCUGGGGUGUUUCAGUCUGAGCCCAGACUUCCCUUUUUCUUGCCAAAUCAGCUUGAAUUUGGUUUCUUCUCACAUGUAACCAAAAAAAAUAUUUCUGAGGGCCUCCCUGGUGGCACAAAGGGUUAAGACAACCUAUGAAGCUAUCUGCAGCCACUGCAGCAUGAGUUCGAACCCCGGCCAGGGAACUACCCACAUGGCACAGCAGACCUCUCCUGCCUCGCCUGUUGCUCCCCUCAGCAGUGUGUCUCAGUCAGUCUGCCUGUUCUGCUCCCCACUCUGUCUCUGGUGAAUCCUCACACCCCCAUACCUCUGGCCUGUACCCCAGUUCUUGUAUACAUACAUCUUUAAAAAAUAAAUCUAUUUCUGAGAUUGGCAUUUGGGAGAUGCAUACCUAUAGAAUAAACUUUGAUAUGUGAAC
Talpa occidentalis (Iberian mole) is the source of this 2884-nucleotide messenger RNA. It is a transcript of the gene NR2F6, whose product is annotated as nuclear receptor subfamily 2 group F member 6. Gene Ontology annotation, molecular function: RNA polymerase II cis-regulatory region sequence-specific DNA binding; nuclear receptor activity; zinc ion binding. Gene Ontology annotation, biological process: anatomical structure development; cell differentiation; negative regulation of transcription by RNA polymerase II. NCBI's taxonomy places the organism in Eukaryota, Metazoa, Chordata, Mammalia, Eulipotyphla, Talpidae. The record is from RefSeq and is a predicted model, not a curated record. The transcript is spliced from 4 exons. Bases 263 to 1474 code for a protein of 403 amino acids.